ACAAUCAGAAUUUUUAAAAUAAAUGUUAUUAAUGAUAUAUUAGGAAAAUAUAAUAAUAUAUUACAUGAUGUCAGAUGAAAAGGGAGAUGGUGAGAAUCAAUAUGGAGGCUGUGAAGGACCUGAUGCCUUGUAUGUUCGUCUUGUGUCAUCAGAUGGUCACAAAUUCAUUGUGAAGCGUGAUCAUGCAUUAACGUCGGGGACUAUCAAAGCGAUGCUCAGUGGACCUGGUCAAUUUGCAGAAAAUGAGACUAACGAAGUUUGCUUUCGAGAAAUUCCAUCCCAUGUUCUAGCUAAAGUUUGUCAGUACUUUGCAUACAAAGUUCGUUACACCAACAGUUCUACAGAAAUACCAGAGUUUCCCAUCGCUCCUGAAAUUGCACUAGAGCUGCUGAUGGCUGCAAAUUUUCUGGAUUGUUAAUGAAUUCAAUAGUAUUGGUUCCACAAUAUUCUGUGAACCUCAUUUUCGCUACUGUAUUGUAUAAUCAGUUUGUACUUAUCUAUUUGUUUAGUAGUAUGAUGACAAUCCCUUCACAUUUGAUAACCAACUUGGGUAUUUUCUAUAUGCUUUACAACAGAGCACUAAUAUUUUAGAAUGGUUUGCAGUAUCUUCAAUUGAGGCUUUUUUAUUUAGUGCGAUUUGGUUUGAAAAUUCCAUCUAUUUGUUUACAUAUUUUCUUCAGUAAAUUUGUAAAUAAUACAAACUGUCAAAGAAUAAUUUGGAACUGUUUCUCUGCUAAAGAUAGUUAGAUGCUAGGCCUGAAUUUUUAAUAUUUAUUCUUCUACUUGUCGACAAACCUUUCAGUGAUUUGGUAAAGUAAAACCAAUUUGCUUUUCAUUCAUCAAUCCCCUAUACGUUUAUGAAAUUCUAUCAAACAUGCGCAGUGUUUCUUAAUAUUUUCCACUUGGGGGUGCCUUUGUAAAUACUAAAAGUUGGGGAAAAUAAUGAUUUCAAUUUUAAGAAUAUCGUCAGAAUUUGAAUAUUGUAAAAAUUUUGUUAUAAGCGUCAUGAAUGUUAAUUCUUGAAACUUGAAUAUAUAAUAAUAGAGUCAGUGGUUGAUUAAUGUCUCUUUUUAUCAAUAUCUGCAAUUUUGGGAGUAUUGAAGUCUCAAUUUUAAUUUUGGCUAUAUUAAUAUGAGAAAGUAUGAUAUCAAAAUAUCUGUGAUUAACACUAUUUCAUCUUCAACACUUCCAUUGAUCCAUGAUCCAUCCAGUUCCAUUGAUUUUUGUUUACCACAAAUAUUUAUAUGAAAAUUAAGUCUGGAUAUUGUUAUUUGGAUAUUCAAAAUACUGUAUUACAAUAUGUCUUAGUAGCUUGUUAUGAUGGCAAGUUUCAUGAUGUAUGUAUGGCGCAUGCUUUGUUAUAACACCCAUUACCAUUGUUUUCUUCCAAAUAAUAGAUAAACUGACUGAUUUAAUAUAAAUUUGUCUUGAAACCUCGGUUAUUCAGUACUCAUCAUAUUACUAUUGUGUAGUAUUUUGUUGUCCGAAUGUUUUUGAUAUAACAAAUCUGGUUUGUCUUAUUUAUAAUAAUAG
Molecule: messenger RNA, 1533 nt
Organism: Styela clava
Lineage: Eukaryota; Metazoa; Chordata; Ascidiacea; Stolidobranchia; Styelidae
Product: elongin-C
Biological process (GO): ubiquitin-dependent protein catabolic process
Source: RefSeq, a predicted model, not a curated record